AUGCUGGUGCACUUCUUUAUGCUCAGAGAUAAGAUGGCAAUCCUGGAGGCGGUAAAGAACCACACGCCAUAUCAAUUCAAAGCCGUGCAGCUCCACUUUCUGCAGGACCUCUGUCGUUCUGCACCAAAUUGGAGAAGGUCACUUCAACGGGUGACACAGACUUUGAGAACAUUGGGAAUUACCGCUACCAAAGACGGCCGCACCUGCCAACUAUUAUCUGCGGAUGAAGCAGCAGCUUUCCUGCAGAGAUUGGGACUUCCCCAGCCAGCAAGCAGCAAUGAAGGGCAGAAAGGGAUCUGGGAUGUCACCAAGAUUGUCGCCAAGUGGGAUGUCGCCAAGUGGGGUCCCUCCUGUACCUUAACCGCUACCAAAGACGGCCGCACCUGCAAACUAUUAUCGGUGGAUGAAGCAGCAGCUUUCCUGCAGAGAUUGGGACUUCCCCAGCCAGCAAGUAGCUAUGAAGGGCAGAAAGGGAUCUGGGAUGUCGCCAAGAUUGUGCCAUUCAUACCAUGA
Molecule: messenger RNA, 513 nt
Organism: Pelobates cultripes (western spadefoot toad)
Lineage: Eukaryota; Metazoa; Chordata; Amphibia; Anura; Pelobatidae
Source: the annotation of a GenBank genome assembly